Molecule: messenger RNA, 3452 nt
Organism: Mus musculus (house mouse)
Lineage: Eukaryota; Metazoa; Chordata; Mammalia; Rodentia; Muridae
Gene: Tmed7
Product: transmembrane p24 trafficking protein 7
Exons: 3
Coding region: 254-928 (224 amino acids)
Cellular component (GO): cytoplasm; endoplasmic reticulum; endoplasmic reticulum membrane
Source: RefSeq, marked validated
UUCCGCGUAGGUGCUCGCUGUACUUCCGGUCAGCGAGGCCUCUUCCUCCGCCGCUUUGCCGGGUCUCCCUGCCCACUGCCCCUCGGGUCUUCCCGGAGUGGCGCCGGCAGCUCCGUGCGUGUCUCUCCGGAAGCCCGCGCUCGCUGCUCGCCUCGCCGCACCGCUUCGCCGAGGCUCGCGAGCCGGGAGGGGCUGGGCCCUGCCGCGCGCGUCGAGGCCCCCGCAGCUCCGUUGAGGCCACCGCGCUGCCGGGAUGCCGCGGCCGGGGUCGGCGCCGCGCUGGGCGGCCGCCGCGGGCCGUUGGGGUUGCAGGCUGCUUGCUCUACUGCUGCUCCUGCCGGCUCCGAGCGGCGGCUCCGAGAUCACCUUCGAGCUGCCCGAUAAUGCCAAGCAGUGCUUCUACGAGGACAUCACUCAGGGCACCAAGUGCACCCUGGAGUUCCAGGUGAUUACUGGUGGUCACUACGAUGUUGAUUGUCGAUUGGAAGAUCCUGAUGGUAAAGUGUUGUACAAGGAGAUGAAGAAACAGUAUGAUAGUUUCACCUUCACAGCCUCCAGAAAUGGGACGUACAAGUUUUGCUUCAGCAAUGAGUUUUCUACUUUCACACACAAAACAGUGUAUUUCGAUUUCCAAGUUGGAGAAGACCCACCUUUGUUUCCCAGUGAGAACCGAGUCAGUGCCCUUACCCAGAUGGAAUCCGCCUGCGUUUCCAUUCAUGAAGCUCUCAAGUCCGUCAUUGACUAUCAGACACAUUUCCGGCUCCGGGAAGCUCAAGGCCGAAGCCGAGCAGAGGAUCUGAAUACAAGAGUGGCCUAUUGGUCGGUGGGGGAAGCCCUCAUCCUUCUGGUGGUUAGCGUAGGGCAGGUGUUUCUUCUGAAGAGCUUUUUCUCAGAUAAAAGAACCACCACAACCCGCGUCGGAUCCUAACUACGCUUCGAGAUGCGCCAUUGCCACCGCAAUGUUACUCUCCUCAGUUAGGGACUGAAGAACUUAACAUUGGCAGCAUUCUAAAACCCUACUCAUACUUGUUGGGAAAGAGGUACAGUGCAUAUCCCCAUGGGGAGAGGACACCUUUUUUAUUUGUAAAGGUGGAAAAUUUUGGACCUUAAUGCAGCUAUUCAUAUGAAAUACCUAACACCAAUGAUCUACUUUUUCUUGGUUUAUAUGUACUCUUCCUACACUAACCUUUGGUAUUCAGAUUCCUUUUAGCCAUUUAAAAGUCCUUUUCUUAAUAGGUAGUUGAUACUUUAAAAUAAAAACUUAGGUUUAUUGUCUGUGUAUAUUACAGAGGAAGAAAACUGCCUUUUAAUUGUUUAUAGUGAAUAAAGUUGUGUUUUUAAGAAAACCAAAUGUGAUUAACUGUAGCCAAGCCCUAUUCUGCACUGCUUAAUUUUACGGGGGAAAAUAAUCUACCAUAGAACUUUUAGUUUAAUAGUGACACAAUUUUCAUUGCUAUAUCAUGAUAUAAUUUAUUUCUUGCUAGUUUGAAAAUGUACAGUUUUUUGGGUUGUUUUUUUUCUCCAUUCUAUGAUUUAUAACUAGCUAUAUUAUCUGUUUAAAAAUCAGACUGUUGUAACUGUUAGGAUAAAGAAUAAUAUGAGACACUAUGGUAUGGUAAGUAAAAUAGGAACAUUUUUAGUGAGUUCUCUGUCACUGCAUUCCUGGGCUUUUAUAAAGAAGAGAGGACCUGAGUCCUGUGAGCAUUCUGGUGAACUAGUUCUUGGUUGAGCCAUUGCCAGCGUAGGUCAGCAGUUGUGAGCUCGUGUCACAUAAGUGCCAUAUGUCUUAUCCUCACAGUGUAAUGCACUGCGUUCAUUUUUAUCUCUCUCCAUUUUGUCUUGUUUCUGCAGUCUAAUUAGCAGCUCUACAAUUAAACAUUUAGAAUGCUGUGAAUGUUUCCUAUGUAAAGAUGUUUAGAAUUGGUUUGUAUUGUUUGUGUCUUGUACCUUGUGUGGAUUAAGCUGAUUGAAAUGAGAUUUUGAUCCAAGUGUUCAGAAUAGAAUACACAAUGAUGGGAAAUUGUAUAGGUUAGAAAGCUUUUCUGCUUUUUCAAAAAUUAAAAAACCCAGCAGUUGCUUUUCAGCUGUGCCACUCUUCACCACAGGUAACAAGAGCUAUAAAUGAGUCUCCGGUUGUAGAGACUUUAACAUAUGACACCAUAGGAUAAUGACUGACUAGCAAUUCUAGUCACUUAACCAUUACUGACUAGAAGUUAACUAAGCCAUCUUAAAAUGCGCCCAGGGACAGGCGCAGGCACACAUACUUCUGCAUGCAAGAGCAAAAUGAAUUCAAGUUGUCUUGCUUACUAAUUUCAGAUGUCACAGUGUAGGAGUGAACAUGUUUUCAACCUUUUAGGAUUCUUGAAGACCAGAUCACUACUCCUUAGACGUUGACAAACAAAUUAAGAAGAGAAGUUUAAGAUUUUUCAGACUUACCAUUUGAGUUGUUGUAUUGAAGUCCUAUGGCUUUUUAAAUGUUCCAUCUACUUAGUUGUGAAUGUUUUAAGCACCAACGUUAAUGUGAUUGCUAAGCACGGGCAUAUGUAAAAUUCUAUGUCUCCUUGCCAGUAGACUCUGGAUACUUACACUGUAAUUAAAUGGAGUCAGGUAUAGAUUUUGCCAGGUUUGGCAGACACGAUGCCUGCAUUUAAUCUGUGCCUCUCAAAACGUCCUGAUAGUAAACUAUUACUAUAAAUCAUUUUUAAUGAGACUAUUGAGUCAAACUUGAAAUCACCAGUUACCCAGUGUCAGGAAUAGUAUGAAUUUAGCUUCAUCUCUCAGUAGCUGGCUAAAUUUUGACAGCUAUCUGUUCAUAAGAAAAUAGAUACCCACACAUAAAUGCUAUAUGAUGUUUUUCUUCCUCCUAUGACACGGUUCAUAGCUGGUCUUUUUUCUGUAAUUCUUACAUAAGUUGUUAAGGAGUUUGAAUUUCCCAAAUAUUUUUGUUUGGUCAUGACUCGAUACAUAUUUGAAUAUCAUAAUUGUAUAUAUUUUUAAAGUAGAAUAAAUAAUGGAAAGCAACUUGAUACACGAGUUUAUACUGAAAUUCAACUGGAUAAAGAUAUGUUUUACAAUAUUGCUUAGCUAAUAAUCUGAACAUUCUUUUAUCUAUUAAAAAGCAUAGUUUGUGGCUUACAACUUUUCCCCUGGGCUAAGUAGUCACCUUUGACAAUACAGUGGACUGAAAAGCAGGUUACUGAAAGGUUUCAUUUAUAUCUCUGAACUAUCCAUUUUUUUUGUUUGAAUUUCUAAAUGUAAAAUCUAUGUUUAAAUAGGAUAAAGCUGACUGUUGACUUUUGUUUUCAAAAAUUAGACAAAUUAAUAUAUAAAUAAUUCAAAGGAUUUUUGUUUACUUUGAAAAAGAAUUUUCUCUGAAUUAAAGAUGGUUCCACAGGAUUACAGCAAUCAGUUCCAUGUAAAAUAAAAAGAAAAAAAUUCAGCAAAUUGCCUUC